AUGCUCCGCUUGAACCCCUUGCCCCAGGUUCACAUUUAUAAGCAUCCUCAACUAUCAAUUUUUGACCCGAAUUUAUGCCCCACACCGAUCAUCAUGGCAUCUGACAAAGUUGAACCCAAGACAGACAGGCUGGAAAUAGAGGAUCUGUCCGUCACAGAUCUAGUCCAGCAAGCUCAACAAAGCGAUGCCGCGGACCGGCAUUUGACAGUCAUGCAGGCCGUGAAAAAAUACAAAAAGGCCGUAUUCUGGGCAAUGUUUCUUUCAACCAGCUUGAUCAUGGAAGGGUAUGACUUGGUCAUCAUUACAUCCUUCUAUGGACAGACCCAGUUUAAACAACGAUUCGGAAUCGUGGACAAAGCCACUGGGUUAAAGUACAUCCCUGCAUCAUGGCAGUCCGGGCUAUCCAACUCAUCGGUAGUCGGGCAGCUUGCGGGCUUGCUCAUCAACGCAUAUACCCAAGAUCGCUUUGGAUGCCGACCGACCAUGAUGUUCUUUAUGGCUUGGAUGGCCAUAGUGAUUUUUAUUCCUGUCUUCUCCCAGUCCUUGUCAGUCUUGGCCUUUGGCGAGGCGAUGUGCGGUAUUCCUUGGGGAGUCUUCCAGACUCUAUCAACGACAUAUGCGUCAGAGGUCGUUCCUACUGUCGUUCGUCCCUAUGUCACUGCAUAUGUAUGCAUGUGUUGGGGAGCUGGUAUUUUGCUUUCUUCGGGGGUUGUGCGAGCUGUGACAAAUCUGGACAGUGAUCUUGGUUGGAGGCUUCCCUUUAUGCUUCAGUGGAUUUGGCCGGUUCCACUCUUUAUCGGAGCCUAUCUUGCCCCAGAAUCACCGUGGAAUGCGGUGCGACGCGGCGCUAUCGACCAGGCACGGAAAUCAUUGACUCGUCUGCGCCAGGAAGCACCUAAUCGGGGUGAAGAAGUUGAGAAGACGCUUGCAUAUAUCAUACAUACGACUGAGUUGGAAAAGGCAGAGACCGAGAAUGCCAGCUUUCUGGAUUGUUUCAAAGGGACAAACUUGCGACGAACGGAAAUUAACUGUGUCGUGUGGGCUGCUCAGAUCUUGUGCGGCAAUGCUCUUCUGGGUUACGCCGUGGAAUUUCUCGAGAACGCCGGGUUCUCCGAGGUCCAAGCAUUUGAUCUCAAUAUCGCGCUGUCAUCGUGUUACAUCAUCGGCGGCAUCAUUUGUUGGUUACUAUUCCCACACGUCGGCCGUGCGACCAUUUACAUGGGAGGCCUCACUUUCAUGUUCAUUUGCUUGGUUGUAAUUGGUGCUCUGGGUUUCGUGAAAGGCAACGGGGCCCAGAUGGCAGUUGGCAUUCUCCUGGUGAUCUCCACAUUGUGCAACAUGAUUACUGUCGGGCCCGCCUGUUAUCCCAUUGUAGCCGAGACACCAUCUGGGCGGCUUCGUUACAAGACCAUUGUCAUCGGGAGAUUCGUCUACAACCUCACCGGCAUUUUCCAUAACAGCGUCACCCCGCGCAUGGUCUCAGCAACCGCUUGGAACUGGGGAGCUAAGGCAGGGCUCUUUUAUGCCGGUACAAACUUACUUUGCAAUAUUUGGUGCUGGUUCAGACUACCUGAGACCAAAGACCGCACCUUUGGCGAAAUUGACAUUCUCUUUGAUCGUCGUACGCCAGCACGCAAGUUCAAGGUUACUGUGGUCGACCGUAAGUAUUUGUCCUCCUUUAACAUUGCUAUUGUAUUGCGGGGUGCUGAUCUAAGUGACUUCCUAGAAUUCUCCAAUGAAACCCUGACCAAGAGCGAAGAGCAUCAUUGA
Molecule: messenger RNA, 1770 nt
Organism: Penicillium macrosclerotiorum
Lineage: Eukaryota; Fungi; Ascomycota; Eurotiomycetes; Eurotiales; Aspergillaceae
Product: putative MFS alpha-glucoside transporter
Exons: 6
Coding region: 1-1770 (589 amino acids)
Biological process (GO): carbohydrate transport; transmembrane transport
Cellular component (GO): membrane
Molecular function (GO): carbohydrate:proton symporter activity
Source: RefSeq, a predicted model, not a curated record